UUUCAAAAGCGUGACUUGAAGUUUGAGCUUUCGAAAUAUACGUUUGGAAAUCGUGAUAACUUACAUUACAAUGGCUUCGGCUAAUGAAAUCGAUAUAAUAAGUGAACUACAAAAGAAACCCUUUUCUGUUCGACAAUCAGGCGAGCAAAAUAUACUCGUAAAGCAGCGGCCAAUUCCAAAUUUACAAGCGACUACAGGCAAUAGAAGCUUUCAGGAAAGUUGGUACUCGAAGAAAGAUUGGCUUUGUGGUAGCUCAGAAAAGAAUGCAUUGUUCUGUUGGCCUUGUCUUUUAUUUUGCCCUGGAUCGUCAUCUUCAUGGACGCAGACGGGAUUCAAAAACAUGAAGAAUUUCCUAUCCGAUUGUAAGAAGCAUGAGAAGGCAAAAUCGCACAUGGGUGCCUACAAGACCUGGAAGACCUACGGUUUUCAGCCUCGUAUCGACUGUAUCAUGUCACAAACUAGACGUGAAGAGAUUCAUUGUCAUAACGAGGAGGUUGAUGAGGCAACUGAUGUUUCUACCAAAGAACAAUUGAGUGUAAUUGUUCGAAUGGACAAAGGGGAAAGUGUCAUUGAAAGACAGCUUGGGUUUGUUGAUGUUAGUUGUGAUAGGACUGCAACUGCUAUAUCAUCAGUGGUUAAGGGUAAGUUAAGUCAAUAUAAUAAUGUGAAAGAGAAAUUUAUUGGACAGACUUAUGAUGGUGCAUCUGUUAUGUCUGGUCAUCUCAAUGGUGUUCAAGCUCAAGUUCAGCAGGAUUAUCCUUAUGCUCAAUUUGUUCACUGUGCUGCCCAUAGACUAAAUCUAGUAUUAUGUCAAGCUGCAUCCUCCAUCUCACCUGUUAAGAUUUUCUUUGUUAAUAUUAGUGCUUUCUGCACCUUUACUAGCAAUUCCCCCCAAAAGAAAAGCUUUACUAUCAUCCCAUAGGCUUGAGUUUCCUAGUCCUGGUGACACAAGAUGGUAUUAUAGGGCUCAUGUCAUCAAUGUCUUGCAUUCUAACUAUGAGAAACUGAUAGACAUAUUUGAAAAUCUUACUGAUAAUCCAAUAGGUUGGGAUGAUGAAACGUUAAGUAAGGUUACUGGUUUACUUGCCUACCUUAAUGGCUUCUUGUUUUGUUUCUUGGUACAUGUU
Xenia sp. Carnegie-2017 is the source of this 1127-nucleotide messenger RNA. RefSeq lists its product as uncharacterized. Bases 71 to 922 code for a protein of 283 amino acids. The record is from RefSeq and is a predicted model, not a curated record. Lineage: Eukaryota; Metazoa; Cnidaria; Anthozoa; Malacalcyonacea; Xeniidae. The transcript has 2 exons.